This is a messenger RNA of Blepharisma stoltei, 1023 nucleotides long. The record is from the annotation of a GenBank genome assembly. Lineage: Eukaryota; Ciliophora; Heterotrichea; Heterotrichida; Blepharismidae.
AUGCAACAAACAAAUAAUAAAAGUAAAGAAAAAAAAUCAAGCAGCCCAGCGUUGCCAAGCCUGACACUUGCUUUGGAUUUCGGGAAAUCUUCAGAUCCUUUGAAAAUCAAAGAAAAAGUAUCAUUUCUUAACCGAACUUUAUAUAAAUCAGAAAUCAUGCAUGAUACACUAAUACAUCUUGAAAGAUCAGCAUUAAGAGGAGAAGGUAUUGAAAAACCUGAGCCAAAAUCGCCAAUUAGACCACCCAAAAAGUCAAACGACUUAGCCGAAAAACUAAGAGCUGAGCACAGCCCUGGAUUUGAUGGCACCCAAAUACUGAAACUUCCUAAAAUGUCUUAUGGGAGACACAAAACCUAUAACGAAGAGCCAGAGUUUGUUAAUAAGCAUUUUGUGAACAAAAACAGAAUAAGUUUGAGUCCAGAGCAUUCUAAAGAAUAUAGCGAAUUAAAUAGAAAGUUCAGAGCUUAUAAGAAGAAAAAUGAUGGAAAUAAAAUCACAAGCCCAAGAAAUACACAAAGAUGAGGAUCGGUUGAUUUGGAAUUUUAUGACAUGGACUCAGGGUUUUUAGUGUGUAAUAAAGAGCAGCAUGUAGUCGAUUCCUAUGAAAAUACAAGAAAUCAGAUAAAAGUGAUUUAUCAAACCUUUAGAAAUAUUGACGAUGAAAGAUUGGAGAAGAAAAAGUGACUUGAAAGAAACAGAGAACUAAGGCUAAAAGAAGCAGAAUUAAUGAAAAGGCUUCAUCCUACCUCUAGACUUGACUCUGAUGUCUCUAGAGUGUAUAUAUAUGGGAUUUUCCCAUGGAUGGCGCUAUUUUGGGCCUGAUUUUCCCACUAGGAAAAUUUUUUUGGUUUGGGCCAAACCAUAGCACUAGUUGAACCAAAAAAUUUUUCCCGUGUGAAAAUCAAGCCAAAACAGCGCCAUCCACAGGAAAUUGCAAUAACCAAAUACAGCCCUCUAUUUGACCACACAGAAUCUCCUCAAACCACAAAACCUAUAAUUCAUAAAAAAUUCAAUUUUCCUUAA